This is a messenger RNA of Oncorhynchus nerka (sockeye salmon), 3042 nucleotides long. RefSeq names its product zinc finger protein 532-like. Lineage: Eukaryota; Metazoa; Chordata; Actinopteri; Salmoniformes; Salmonidae. The record is from RefSeq and is a predicted model, not a curated record.
AUAGACUUCACCGGAGAGCAGUGAGCAGGGGGGGUAUUUUAUAGGCCUUUCUUUAUUAUGAACAUACAUGUUCAACAUCUGGAAACAACAGUCUGGAGCAGGGCAGUUUAUAUCCCCCUCUUAGAUAAAAUGCAGUCUGAUGCCUUUGCAUUUUGAUGUGUUGCUGAUGGAAAGGUGCUGAACCUAUUACAGAAGGGGCUACCCAUGACUUCAUUGUCUGAGAGUGAGCUGCUGUCAUAUAUAAAAAACAUUCUGCAGAGAGACAGCUAUGUGCUAAUCUGUCACCAUACCCACCACCCAGCUGCUGCUCCCUGCCGUAGCCGAGAGAGCCUGGAGAGUCCCCUCACCCCCUUACCCUGCACAUACAUGCAUAGACAAAAGGCCUGAUUCGCCUGUCGAACACUGCCCCCUUUUUCCAUGCAGCGCUCGGCUUCGUCUGGAGGGAGCAGCCUGGACUGGCUGACCUACUGCAGCCACAGAGCAGAGGCACAAGAACACUGUUUAUAGGGGGCUGCCUGGCAGGAUGGGGGCUGCUAGUCUGGAUUGACUCUGUGUUUAUGAAGCAGGCCUCAACAGGAAGAUUUCUCCUCUCUUAGUGGAAAAUCAGAGUCAGGGGAUCACGAGGGUUCUUGCAUCAUCACAUCAAAAACAUGGGCGAUAUGAAGACCCCAGACUUUGACGACCUCCUGGCAGCCUUUGACAUCCCAGACAUGGUAGACCCGAAGACAGCCAUAGAGUCAGGCCACGAGGACCCCCACGAUGGCCAGCUGAAACACCCCAGCGUCCCCCACGAGGACCCUCAUGAUGGCCAGCUCAAACACCCAAGCGUCCCCCACGAGGACGAGGCACACACCCCCUCUGGAGCUCCAGACGUGGGCGUCAGCGUCAUCGUCAAGAAUGUCCACAAAAUGGACGCCGGCGGUGAAGAACACACACGACCAGAGGAGGUGGUUCAGGCUGACCCCACCACCAUGGUGAACCACAAUGGGCUUCAUAACGGGUACCUGUCAAUGUCACCUAACGACCGGUACAGUAAGAACAACGGAGCCGAAAAGGUUCUGAGAGAUGUGGAGGCUCAUCAUGGAUUGGCUAUCACCUCCAACUUCAUCUCCCACUCUACUUUUAACCAGUUCAGUCCCAUUUCCAGCGCUGAGGAGUUUGACGAUGACGAUAAGAUUGAAGUUGAUGACUCUCUGGACAGGGUCAAGCAGAGCACCCUGCCAUUUUUUAGGACAAACCCUCUGACAGAACCACCUGCCAAGAGAGAGGAGGAGCUGACCACAAAAGCCGUACUGGCAGACUCCCAUAGCACGGCCAAACCUGCGAACAAGUCUAAUGGAGACUGCGACAAAUCAAAACUUGAUAAAAACAACAACAAGACUUUGGUCACCGUUAGUCUGAACCUUUACGAGUCCUCUAAAUCAAGGAAACUUGAAGAAGAGAAAGCCAAAGAGACAACGGCCCCUCGCACCCAGGAGGGGUCGGGGAGGGAGGCUGGGGAGCCCUGUGUCCAGGCUGUGUCCACCAGUCUCUCGCAGGCCAAACAAGCCAAUUCAUCAGCCAAACUUUCCUCCUGCAUUGCUGCUAUUGCAGCUCUCAGUGCUAAGAAAGCCACAGUAUCAGACACCACUAACUCUGUAGUUUCUGAGUCCCCCACUACCACCCAGAGAGACUCAUUUACCACCAUCCCUGACAUCCACACCCAGAGGGAAGCACCCAAGGAGGCCAAGGAGAGGGAGAGCCCCAGGGACCUGGUCCCGGAGAAGCCCCCAGACCAGGAGUCCCCCUCAGCUCUGGAGUUGGCCAGGAGGCUGCAGUCCAAACAGCCAGAGGGCCCCGGCAGCCCAACCACCAGCGAGGACAGCAGUAGAGGCUCUGGUUCCCCCUCCUCCUCCCCGUCCACACCCGUCAUCCCAAAGGUCCGGAUCAAAACCAUUAAGACCUCCUCUGGCCAGAUCAAACGCACCGUCACCAGAGUGCUGCCGUUGGCCCAGGUAGAGUCAGACCCUGAACGCCUGAAGAGAGGGUCUUCAAUCAUGGUCUCCUCCUUCCUGUCCUCCCCGAACUCGACGCGGACUUCCUCCCUGCCCACCACCACCCCAGGUGUUGCCAUGGAGAUCAACAAGCAGAUGACCAUCAAACCUGUGGCCACUGCUUUCCUCCCUGUGUCGGCAGUCAAGACAGCGGGUUCCCAGGUCAUUAACCUAAAGCUGGCCAACAACACCAUGGUCAAAGCCACAGUGACCGCUGCGUCGGUACAGAGUGCCAGCAGCGCCAUCCUCAAAGCUGCCAACGCCAUCCAUCAACAACAACAGCAGACUGUCAUGGUGCCCGCAUCCAGCCUGGCAAACGCCAAACUCACCGUGCCAAAGACUGUCCACCUCACCAACCUCAACCUACUCCCCCUGACCAAGGCCACCUCUGUGUCUGAGCUCCACCAGGUGCUGUCCAGCUCCAAGCCCCAGGGGCAGCAGCCGGUGAAGCAAGCCCUGCUGGCUGCCCAGGCCCAGAAGAAGGGUGUCUCUAGAGUCCAGGUGUUAGCCAGCUCCCAGAGUUCUGUAGUGGAGGCCUUCAAUAAGGUCCUGAGCAGCAUCAACCCCGUCCCAGUCUACGUCCCCAACCUCAGCCCCCCCUCGGCCGCCUGUAUCUCCCUACCCUCCCGGGGCUAUAGGUGCCUGGAGUGCGGUGACUCGUUUGCCCUGGAGAGAAGCCUGAGCCAGCAUUACGACCGUCGCAGUGUCCGCAUCGAGGUCACCUGCAACCACUGUGUCAAGAACCUGGUCUUCUACAACAAGUGCAGUCUGCUCUCCCACGCCCGGGGACACAAAGACAAAGGGGUGGUUAUGCAGUGUUCCCACCUCAUCCUCAAGCCCAUCCCUACAGACCAGAUGAUCACUACAUCACCUCCGCUAUCCUCCACCACCACCGCUGGAUCUACCUACAGCUCCACCGGCCACUACCCAGGAAGGGUGCUGGUACUCAGGCCCAGGCAGCGGUGAUCUGUGCCCCCCAACGCCCCUCCGGUUGCUGCCAUGCCCCUGG